AUGCGCUUUCUUCUUCUGGUCGUGCUCAUUUCGGCAGCAUCAGCUUGUAAAUUGAACGUGAAGGUCUUCACCACAUCCCCUGUCAACGUGUGGGCUCAGUUCACCUUUCCUAAUGAAACGACAGCCAGGCGACGAUCAGAAGCCACACAUCUAGUGAUCACUGGUGAGAACUGUGGUGCAAAGCCGACUAUCCUCAGGACAUACAAGGAGCCACCCAAUGCUAACGUGAAGAACAUUGGACAGACUUCGGCGUUGAUCGAUGGCGGUGGACAUCUUGAGUACCAGGUGAACGGUGACUAUUCGACUCGAAUGACAAUGCGAGUCUUGGUGACUUGCGGAUUCGGUGAUUGCGGAAGAGGAUGA
Molecule: messenger RNA, 363 nt
Organism: Cooperia oncophora
Lineage: Eukaryota; Metazoa; Nematoda; Chromadorea; Rhabditida; Trichostrongylidae
Source: the annotation of a GenBank genome assembly